Messenger RNA from Pochonia chlamydosporia 170, 435 nucleotides. RefSeq names its product L-PSP endoribonuclease family protein. The coding region runs from base 1 to 435 and encodes 144 amino acids. Lineage: Eukaryota; Fungi; Ascomycota; Sordariomycetes; Hypocreales; Clavicipitaceae. The record is from RefSeq and is a predicted model, not a curated record. The transcript has 2 exons.
AUGUCCCACCUCAAAUACUUCGCGUACGAGAAGUUUGGAACUCGUCAGAGGGAACUUUAUCGAUACAGCCAAGCUGUACGCGUGGGAGACCGGAUCGAACUCGCGGGUCAAGGCGGCUGGGACCCCGACACUGGGGUUAUUGACGAAGAUCUUAUCGCCCAAAUUGACCUCGCGUUCAGCAACGUCGACCGAGCCUUAAAGGAUGCUGGUGGCAAAGGGUGGGAGCAAGUCUUUCGGGUCAACUCGUAUCACACUACUCUCAAUCACGAAGUCCUAGGGGCUAUGGUGCGUAACGUCGAGAAAUGGAUGCCCAAUCAUCAGCCGAUAUGGACUUGUGUUGGUGUGAAUCGCCUUGCUGAAGAGGAUAUGCGUGUGGAAAUUGAGGUGUCUGCUCAUGAUCCCGACAGCGCAACUGCGGCGACGGCCAGUAAAUGA